CUUUCUAUUCUUUCUACAGGUCGCUCGUGUUUAUAUUUUAUACAUUUGGAGAGCUUUGUGCAUAUUUUGAGAAUACCGGUGCUUGGGAACCCGACGCGAACCGGGAAGUGACUUUGUAUGCAGAAUUCUACAGAGUCCUAGGGAUUCUCAAUUCGCGUGAGCUUCUUAGGGCAUUGAUUUUCAGAGGGAGAUCGAUCGAGAAUCGCGAUGACUCCUGUUUGUCCCUCCGUGAAAUCUGCUCGUCCCGACGACGCUUCUUCACGGAAGCAACAAGGGGAAUCUGUUUGUCCGUUUGCGAAAUCUGGCUGUUCCGAUGAUGCUUCUUCAAGAAAGCAGCAAUCGGAGGCUGCUUGCCCGUUUUCGAAAUCCGCUCGUUCGGACGAUGCUUCGUUGACGAAGAGUCCGGUUGAGGGGGAGAAAGGUGGGGCCGAUGCUGCCAGUGCCGGUGGCAAGUGUCCAUUCGGAUAUGAUUCUCAAACUUUCAAGAUUGGCCCUCUGAGCUGUAUGAUUUGUCAGGCACUUCUCUUCGAAUGCAGCAGAUGUGUCCCCUGUUCUCACAUUUUUUGCAAAGCAUGUAUAUCGCGUUUUAAUGACUGUCCCCUGUGUGGAGCUGACAUUGAGAAGAUUGAAGCAGACGCGAAUCUGCAAGCUACGGUUGAUCGCUUCAUUGAAGGUCAUGCGAGAAUCAAGAGACCCCAGGUGAACUCAGACAAAGAGAAUGAGGAAGUUAGUGAAAGUAAAGUAGUAAUUUAUGAAGACUUAUCCAUGGAGAGAGGUGCUUUCUUGAUCCAACAAGCCAUGAGGGCGUUUCGUGCCCAGAAUAUUGGAAGUGCCAAAUCCAGGCUCACUGUCUGUGUUGAAGAUAUUCGAGAUCAGUUAGAAAGAAUGGGCAAUUCAUCAGAAUUGUGCUCACAGCUUGGAGCGGUUCUCGGCACACUUGGCGAUUGUUGUCGAGCAGCUGGAGAUGCUAGUUCUGCAAUCAUUCACUUUGAAGAAAGUGUAGAAUUUCUCUCAAAGCUGCCUGAAAAGACUCGCGAGAUCAUUCAGACACUUUCUGUAUCACUGAACAAAAUUGGUGAUCUAAAGUAUUAUGAAGGAGACCUCCAAGCUGCAAGAUCUUAUUAUCUCCGGUCUCUUAAUGUUCGUCAAGAUUGGAGCAAGCAUCAUCCAGAUGAUCCAGCUCAGAUCCUAGAUGUGGCUGUUUCACUUGCAAAAGUUGCAGAUGUAGACAGCGGUCUAGGAAAUGAAGAUAUGGCAGUUGAUAGAUUUCAGGAAGGCAUAAAGUUGUUGGAAUCAUUAACACUGAAUUCUGAGAACCCUGGUCUUGAACAGCGACGUCAAUCUGUUUUGAAGUUCCUUGAAGGUCAGUUUGCCGAGCGACAAAAGCCUAAUCGAUCCAGUUGCUAGAGAUCAUCGUUCCAAUCUUAGUUAAGCAAAUAAGCUCCUUUCAGCCGAGCAACAGGGAAGGUUGCGAGCACCCGUCUCGAAUGCUCUUAUCGUGUUUUCUUCAGGGUAUAGUACAGAAGCAUCCAUAACCGAUGUCGCUUUAUUCACAUAAGCAUGAAUCGACCUGGUAGUUGUGUGAAGCCGUGGCGUUUUAAAUCUGUCUGCUGGUCAGGUCUCUUGUGUAUAAUGUUUCUCUUGCCCCCACGUAAUUUCCUUCGGAUUGAGCUGACCUCCGUUACGGUCGUUACCCCAUGCACUUCUACAGUGAACUUUUUAGCUAAGGUGCAUCUCUAAAACAAAUUGGAAGUUAAUUAGUUCAGGGUUUAUAUUGAUUUCGCCCAUUCUUUGUCAUUCUAUUCCCUUUUGUUGGUAGAUGAUUUUCUUAGGGAAGAUGAUUGGAUUGUUGGGUAUGCAAUAAAUAUUGAAAAUGGUGAUGAGACGGCUUACUACAUUGAUUUAUACAAGGGAAAAUAUGAGUAAUUUGUAAGCUU
This is a messenger RNA of Cucurbita moschata (crookneck pumpkin), 1937 nucleotides long. RefSeq names its product protein NCA1-like. The record is from RefSeq and is a predicted model, not a curated record. Lineage: Eukaryota; Viridiplantae; Streptophyta; Magnoliopsida; Cucurbitales; Cucurbitaceae. Bases 208 to 1407 code for a protein of 399 amino acids. The transcript is spliced from 8 exons. Gene Ontology annotation, molecular function: ubiquitin protein ligase activity; protein binding. Gene Ontology annotation, biological process: protein ubiquitination.